AUGUUCUGCUGCUGCGAGAGCAACCCCGAGGUGACGGUCGAGGUUCAUUCCUCCCCGGUGCUGGAUGAGGUGGGGUCGGCAAUGGCAGAACCACCAGCUCGCGGGGCGUUUACCGUCAAGCUGGAGCUGGAUGACCUCAAGCCCCGUCUGCUGGGGGUUGCCUUGGACAGCACUGAGGAGAAAGGCCUCUUGAUCGUGAGCAUCCUUGAUGGCAUCAUCAGCAAGUACAACGAGCGGUUCCCGCGCCAAGCCAUCCGGAAGUACGAUAAGAUCACGGCCGUGAAUGGUCGGGCGGGAGCCACCCGAGAGCUGCGGAGGCUCAUGAUCACCACCAUCGCGGAUGAGACCUCUGAGCUGCUGCAGCUGACGCUCCGGCGCCCGGAGGAGAUGGAGGUAAAACUGCAGCGCCCGGGGCCACUGGGGCUGCAGGUGAAUUACACGGACUUGCUGGGAGGCGUGCUCAUCAGCAAGAUCGCGCCUGGGGGCCUAAUGGACCGCUGGAAUAGCGAGCACGAGGGUCAGGUCUGCAAGGGCGACCGCAUCAUCGCGCUGAAUGGUGGCGAUUUGAAGGGGGAGGAGCUCAUUAACAAGCUGAAGAGCCUUGGCCACACUAGAGUGCGGAAGAUCUUCUUCUCACUAUUCUGCACUACUGAGCUGCCAAUGUCUUCAGUGACCGGCUCUUCGGCGGUGUCCUACGACUCUCAGGCCACCGAUGAUGAGCGCCGCAAGGAGAAGAAGGAACGCAAAAGCCGCAAGCACCGGCAUGAGGCUCGAGAUGCGCGGCCAGCCAAGAAAGACGAUGGUGCCUCGCCAAAGCCCUACAACUGGGCCGAGGAGGUGGUGAAGGCAUCUCUGGAUCCACAGAACCAGUGGGAGUUUCCUAGCCAGAAGGCUGGCUACGUGGGGCAGCUGGCAGCUUGGGAGCAGCCCCGGGCGCGCGGCUCGGAGGUGGCCUCGCGUGCCCGCGAGCGCGCUGAGGAGGUGCAGCGCUGGGAGAGGGAGCGGCACCAUGACGCGCAGUCGCAGCAAUACAUCUUCGGCACGCCCCGAGGAUACUGA
This is a messenger RNA of Effrenium voratum, 1059 nucleotides long. The record is from the annotation of a GenBank genome assembly. NCBI's taxonomy places the organism in Eukaryota, Dinophyceae, Suessiales, Symbiodiniaceae.